Molecule: messenger RNA, 1739 nt
Organism: Podarcis muralis (Common wall lizard)
Lineage: Eukaryota; Metazoa; Chordata; Lepidosauria; Squamata; Lacertidae
Source: RefSeq, a predicted model, not a curated record
ACAUUCCUAUUUGCAUGAGAGAAAUGUUGGAGGGUAUGGGACAGGUAUAGGAGAUAGCUAGUGCUCCGAAGGUGCAGGAACAGCUUCAGCUGGAAUCCAAAGGAAUAGGCACAUUUUGCAUAUUUAUAAAAAGUGGAGCAUGGAAGAAAACCAUAUGCGAAAACUUAGUUGCGUCCCUUAAGAGGAGCAGGACUUGUGGCUGCUGGUUUUCUGAGGGCCCAGGGGUGCUGCAUCACAAGGUUCAUUGUGACAUCUCCCUCUGCUGGCUCAUUGGUCGCCAGAGCUCUAGAAGGCCUGGGAUCUCCUAUGCUUGGAUCAUUCUGUGAUUGCGAAGGAGAAGACAUGCUUCGAAGAUUGCGAAGAGCAUUUUCCCAAAUGGCCAAAAAAAAUAAUAAAGUGUGCCCUCUCCCCGAGUCCUCCCCCCUGCCCCCCGCCCGCCCCUCCUGCUCCUCCUCCCGCGGACCCCUUUUCCAAAGGACCAGAAAGGCUCCACUGGCACCUCAAGGAAAAGGAAAACAAAGUCACCCAGAAGAAGAGCUCGUCCUGGAAGACCUGGAGGAAGAGGCGUGAAGAGAUGAAGAUGUAGCGCUGCCCUGUCAGCAUGCGCCGCCCCAGGCCAAGGCCAUUUGCUGGCCCAGCAGUGGAAGCAGCACGUGCCAGAUGUACAGUUGUGAAAUAACGGAUGCAAUGAAAAAGGUGUUUGGUGAGCACAAAGCCAGUGACCGCAUGGUGAGUGGAGCUUACCACCAGGAGUUUGGGGAGAGUGACGAAAUUACUCAAGCAAUCAACAGAGUUAACAAGUUUGUGGAACGUGAAGGUCGGAGACCACGUCUUCUUGUGGCAAAAAUGGGCCAGGAUGGCCAUGACAGAGGAGCCAAAGUGAUUGCUACGGGAUUUGCUGACCUUGGGUUUGAUGUGGAUAUAGGCCCACUCUUCCAGACACCCCGUGAAGUGGCCCAGCAGGCGGUAGAUGCAGAUGUGCAUUGCGUGGGGGUGAGCACCUUGGCUGCUGGCCACAAAACGCUUGUUCCUGAACUCCUCAAAGAGUUGCAUGCCCUUGGCCGCCCAGACAUUCUCGUCAUGUGUGGAGGAGUCAUCCCUCCUCAGGAUUAUGACUUCUUGUAUGACUCUGGUGUUUCCAAUAUAUUUGGCCCUGGAACCCGAAUCCCAAAGGCAGCUAUCCAAGUUCUUGAAGAUAUUGAGAAAUGCUUGGAUAAGAGGCAGCAAUCUGUGUAAACUUCUGUCUCAUAACAAACUUUGUAUCUCAUGGUGAAUUUUAUAGUUUGUGUUGAUGCAUUGUGAUCUGUUGAUAAAAAGAAGGAAUUUUUUGCGAAAUCAUCUGCAAUGUCUGGUGUUGCCUUAUGCUUUCUAAGAAAGUAGGAAAUUAUCUGCAAUAUUAUUACAUAUGUAAAACCUAUCAAAGAAUCUAAAUGAAAUGAGUAAAUUUCAAAAUUUUGCAUAUAAGACUCCAUUAUAUCUGAAAUACACUUCAGAUCUUUGGAAAUGCAAAUUACAAUUUAAAAUAAAUGUUACUGAUACAGAAAGGUGGUGAAAUUAUGUCAUGUCGUUUCAUACUGUUUGUUCACAUGCCUCUUGCCCUUUCGGUCCAGUCUCGUUGCCCUAGCUUUGUUUGCUUGUCAGAUUGACAAAUAUCCAUUCCCUACCCCUGGUAGUCUGCCUCAGGCACAGGCAGCCUUCGGCCCUCCAGAUGUUUUGGCCUACAACUCCCAUGAUCCCUA